AUGUCGUCAUGGCUUAGGGCGAAAACCAACACACGGCUGCCCAAAUUGAUUGUGCGCCUGACUCUAUCGAAGCGACGACAACCACGACAAACGGGAACGACUUUUGAUCUUGCGGGUCAUUCCUUCGACUUUCUUUCCUUGCCCGCUCCCCAGAGAAACGCCGACACAAUGCCUUCGGAACAAGGACACCGCCGUGAGGGACGUCACCUGAGCUUCCAGCGCUCCAAGCACGCCCUGACCCCCAACACCAGCUUGGUCAAGAUCGAGGGUGUUGAUGACACCAAGUCCGCCAAGUUCUACCUCGGCAAGAAGGUCGCUUUCGUUUACCGUGCUAAGCGUGAGGUCCGCGGCUCCAACAUUCGGGUGAUCUGGGGCAAGGUCACCCGGCCGCACGGAAACUCCGGUGUUGUGCGCGCCAAGUUCCGCCACAACCUCCCCCCAAGUCCCUCGGCGCUACCGUCCGCGUUAUGCUCUACCCCUCCAACAUCUAAACGGCUUCUUUGUGUUGUUUUCAGUGGGCGAUUCACUUCUUCGCACAGACGGUCGGUCAGGCAAGGAAAAGUCGACGGAACGAGCCGAUGUUGAUUUGAGGUGAUGGAGUUGGCGGGUUGAUAACGUUUUGUUCGUGGGAGAAGGCAGGGCCAACAAAGCCCUACGAAUCAAAAAAUUUUACACUUUCAUAGCUGUGUCGACCCCAAGAUACUGGGAACGAGCUUCGUCUCGAUAUUUCUCCUUGUUCUUACAAUUGGCGAGCAUGAUGUGUCUGGUCGCGCAGCGUCACUUCUCCCAUUGUGUAUCUGACGCUUAAACGCACCAAAUUCCAUACCAUUUCAAAUUUCAACAGACCGGUCAAUCGAUCCGCUUCUUCGUGCGUCUGUCUUCCAUCUUUUGUUCUAGAAGAAAAUUGCAUUUCCUUGC
This is a messenger RNA of Penicillium verrucosum, 918 nucleotides long. Its product is annotated as 60S ribosomal eL33 domain-containing protein. Bases 1 to 585 code for a protein of 194 amino acids. The record is from RefSeq and is a predicted model, not a curated record. Gene Ontology annotation, biological process: cytoplasmic translation; ribosomal large subunit biogenesis. Gene Ontology annotation, cellular component: ribosome; cytosolic large ribosomal subunit. Lineage: Eukaryota; Fungi; Ascomycota; Eurotiomycetes; Eurotiales; Aspergillaceae. Gene Ontology annotation, molecular function: structural constituent of ribosome. The transcript is spliced from 5 exons.